CCGCGUCUCUCCGUCUCCGACUCCUCGCUAAACCCCUCAAGAAAGAGAGAGAGGGAAAGGAUCGACCGCGCAUUCUCUCGAUUUCCCAACUCUACCCUCUCGCUCGAACUCCAAAUCAUCUACCCACCCCCGACCGGAGAGAAAUCCUGGCAGCAUUCUCCACCGAUCUCUUCUCGCGCCCUAUUGAUACAGGAAGAAGGAAAGAGGACAGAUGGCAACAUAUAAGCCCAAGAACAUCCUCAUCACUGGAGCAGCUGGCUUCAUUGCAUCGCAUGUUGCCAACCGCCUCAUCCGAAACUACCCUGAGUACAAGAUCGUGGUUCUUGACAAGCUGGACUAUUGCUCAAACCUGAAAAACCUUAAUCCAUCCCGCUCCUCUCCCAAUUUCAAGUUUGUCAACGGUGACAUUGCCAGUGCUGACGUCGUCAACUACCUCCUCAUCACUGAGUCCAUUGAUACCAUCAUGCACUUUGCAGCACAGACCCAUGUCGAUAAUUCCUUUGGCAACUCAUUUGAGUUCACCAAGAAUAAUAUAUAUGGCACCCAUGUCCUCCUUGAAGCUUGCAAGGUCACUGGUCAGAUCAAGAGGUUUAUCCAUGUUAGUACCGACGAAGUCUAUGGAGAGACUGAUGAGGAUGCUGUGGUCGGAAAUCAUGAGGCAUCUCAGCUCCUUCCAACAAACCCAUACUCAGCAACAAAAGCUGGGGCUGAGAUGCUUGUUAUGGCUUAUGGAAGGUCGUAUGGUCUACCAGUGAUAACUACCCGGGGAAACAAUGUCUAUGGGCCAAAUCAAUUUCCAGAAAAGCUCAUUCCAAAAUUUAUCCUUUUGGCUAUGAGAGGGCUGCCACUUCCAAUUCAUGGUGAUGGUUCUAAUGUUAGAAGUUAUCUCUAUUGUGAGGAUGUUGCUGAGGCUUUUGAAGUUGUUCUUCACAGGGGAGAGGUUGGGCAUGUGUACAAUAUUGGGACUAAGAAAGAAAGAAGUGUGAUUGAUGUGGCAAAGGAUAUCUGCAAGCUUUUCUCAUUAGACCCAGAUAAAGUCAUUAAAUUUGUAAAAGACAGGCCCUUCAAUGACCAGAGAUACUUUUUGGAUGAUCAGAAACUGAAGAGCUUGGGGUGGUCGGAGCGGACCGAUUGGGAAGAAGGACUGAAAAAGACAAUAGAGUGGUACACAAGCAACCCUGAUUGGUGGGGAGAUGUGUCUGGAGUUCUGCUGCCUCAUCCAAGGAUGCUGAUGAUGCCUGGGACUGAAAGGCAUAUUAAUGGGUCUGAAGAGGUGAAGGGCAAGGAUUCUCUGUUCGCCAAUAACCAGAGCAAGAAGGUGGUUCCUGUUUCAGAGGGCAUUAGUGGCUCUCCUCAGAAGCUGUCUUUGAAGUUCUUGAUAUAUGGUAGGACUGGAUGGAUUGGAGGUCUUCUGGGUAAGAUUUGUGAGAAGCAAGGGAUACCAUUUGAGUAUGGAAGAGGACGCCUGGAAGAGCGCUCUCAGCUCAUAUUGGAUAUUCAGAAUGUGAAGCCAACUCAUGUUCUCAAUGCUGCUGGUGUGACUGGCAGACCAAGUAUCGACUGGUGCGAAUCUCAUAAGACAGAGACGAUUCGCACCAAUGUUGCAGGCACUUUGACUCUAGCAGAUGUUUGCAGGGAGCAUGGGUUGUUAAUGGUGAAUUAUGCUAGUGGGUGUAUGCUCGACUAUGAUGCUGAUCACCCUGAAGGGUCAGGUAUUGGAUUCAAGGAUGAAGACAAACCGAACUUUACCGUCUCUUUUUACUCCAAGACUAAGGCAAUGGUUGAAGAGCUUUUGAAAGAAUUUGAAAAUGUCUGCACUCUUAGAAUCAGAAUGCCAAUAUCUUCCGACCUUAGCAAUCCUUGCAACUUGAUUACAAAGAUAACUCGUUACAACAAAGUGGUGAACAUUCCAAAUAGCAUGUCAGUCUUAGAUGAGCUUCUGCCUUUGUCAAUUGAGAUGGCCAAAAGAAAUUACAGGGGCAUAUGGAACUUCACUAAUCCUGGUGUUGCAAGCCAUAAUGAGAUAUUGGAGAUGUACAAAAAGUAUAUUGAUCCGAGCUUUACAUGGGUUAAUUUUACUCUGGAAGAACAAGCCAAAGUCCUAGCCGCACCUCGAAGCAACUGCGAGAUGGAUGCUUCAAAAUUGAAGAGUGUGUUUCCAGAGUUGUUAUCCAUCAAGGAUUCUCUUAUCAAUGUCUAGCAAUUUCAUGGCAAUGGAACAUUUGCAAACUGGAGUGAUGACUGCUGAUUGCUUUGGUCACUGAACCAACAAUUAUCUUAAAAUGUUUGGUGGGAGUUGUUCUGAUCAAUUACUUUGAUUCCUCACACUGUGUGAUAGCAAAAUUUUUUCUUGUUUUGGAUCAAAAUAGUCAGUUUCUGCAACUAGGUUGUCAAUUCUGACUUGAUGUAAACACGAAGCUCUAAUUCACUAAGAAAGGUGAGUUUAAAGUAGAUAUGUGAUACUCAUUAGCCUUCAAGGGAUCCAUAGUAUUAGAUUAAUUCAAAUGAGAUGGUUCACUUUCAGUGUUGAUGGUGCUUGGGGGCCAUGCCAAAUAGAGAGGUGGAAGAUAAUGGUUAGCAUACAUUUCCAUCAUUCUGUGAUGUAUGAUGACUAUAGAGAACUAUCUACU
Molecule: messenger RNA, 2630 nt
Organism: Elaeis guineensis (African oil palm)
Lineage: Eukaryota; Viridiplantae; Streptophyta; Magnoliopsida; Arecales; Arecaceae
Source: RefSeq, a predicted model, not a curated record